Thlaspi arvense is the source of this 694-nucleotide messenger RNA. The record is from the annotation of a GenBank genome assembly. NCBI's taxonomy places the organism in Eukaryota, Viridiplantae, Streptophyta, Magnoliopsida, Brassicales, Brassicaceae.
GACAAGGGUUGUGCAGAAACUGAUUGAGACAGUGAGUACUAAGACACAAAUCAAUAUGGUCAAGUCAGCUCUUAAACCAGGUUUGCUCUACCUAAUUAGAGAUUUAAAGGGGGUCCAUGUUAUUAAAAGAUGCUUGAGAUACCUUGGCCCUGAUGAUAACCAGUUUGUUAUAGAGGCUGCCACAAGGUUUUGUGCUAAGAUUGCGACUCAUAACCAUGGAUGUUCUGUGCUAAAACAAUGCGUUGAAUACUCUGUUGGGGAGCAACGUGAGAAGCUUGUUGAUGAAAUAUCCAGAAACUCUCUCCAUCUUGCACAAGACCCUUUUGGGAACUACUUGGUGCAAUUCAUAAUAAAGCAGAAGCUGGGAGGAAUAAAUGUUAUGUCUGAAUUUAAAGGGGGUUACGUGAAAUUGGCUACACAGAAGUUUAGUAGUCAUAGAGCAGAUCUCAGAUCGUGCGAUAGCUUGUCUCUGUUGAAAACUUCGAACAUCUUUUUCAAGACCCUUUCGCUAAUUACGUUAUCCAGUCCGCUCUAUCUAACACAAAGAUAUUCACGAUCAUAUAUAGUAAACUUGAAUGGAUAUGAACAGUGCUAUAUUCGAAAGAGUUUGGUUGACAAAGUGCGAAGAUGUGAACACGUUAGGAUGAAUGCACACUGCAGGAAGAUAUUCUUCAAGAGCCACCUCUUGAAGAUG